This is a messenger RNA of Megalops cyprinoides (Indo-Pacific tarpon), 1699 nucleotides long. Its product is annotated as acidic mammalian chitinase-like. Gene Ontology annotation, molecular function: chitinase activity; chitin binding. The record is from RefSeq and is a predicted model, not a curated record. The transcript is spliced from 12 exons. Gene Ontology annotation, cellular component: extracellular region. Lineage: Eukaryota; Metazoa; Chordata; Actinopteri; Elopiformes; Megalopidae. The coding region runs from base 120 to 1541 and encodes 473 amino acids. Gene Ontology annotation, biological process: chitin catabolic process; carbohydrate metabolic process.
UGAGCCAGCCACUAUAUAAAUAAGCAACAGGGUGCCCGUUGACUGUCCCAGAAGCGGAAGACCCAGGGCACAAAAGGAAGAGUUCCCGGCCUCUUUGGAACAGUGACCGUGACUGCACCAUGACCAAGCUCACGCUACUUGCAGGCCUGUGCCUGGUGCUUAGCCAGCUGGGCUCUGCAAUGGACAUGGUGUGCUACUUCACCAACUGGUCCCAGUACAGACCUGGGACUGGGAAGUACACCCCUGACAGUGUGGACCCAGCCCUGUGCACUCACCUGAUCUACGCCUUCUCCAUCAUCAACUACGCCAACGAGCUCGUCACCUACGAGUGGAACGACGAGGUCCUCUACAAGUCCUUCAACGGCCUGAAGACCAAAAACCCCCAUCUGAAAACCCUGCUGGCCGUUGGGGGCUGGAACUUCGGCACAGCUCAGUUCACCAUCAUGGUGUCCUCAGCAGCCAACCGACAGAAGUUCAUCCAGUCCUCCAUCAAAUUCCUGAGGACCCAUGGCUUUGAUGGCCUGGACCUAGACUGGGAGUACCCUGGCGCUCGAGGGAGCCCCCCAGAGGACAAGCAGAGGUUUACAGUGCUGUGCAAGGAGCUUCUGGAGGCCUAUGAGGCUGAGGGCAGAGAGACUGGGCGUCCCAGACUGAUGCUCACAGCUGCAGUAGCAGCUGGGAAAGGAACCAUUGAUGCUGGCUAUGAAAUCGCUGAAAUACAUAAGUACCUGGACUUUAUUAACGUCAUGACCUAUGACUUCCACGGAACUUGGGAGAGCUUCACCGGACACAACAGCCCCCUGUACCGAGGCUCUCAGGACAAGGGAGACCUCAUCUACUUCAACACGGACUUUGCCAUGACGUACUGGAGGGACCAGGGCACCCCGGUGGAGAAGCUGAGGAUGGGCUUCGCCACAUACGGCCGCACGUUCCGCCUCACGUCCGGCGACAGCAGCGUGGGAGCCCCCGCCAGCGGCCCCGCCUCCGCCGGACCCUACACCAGGGAGGCCGGCUUCUGGUCCUACUACGAGAUCUGCACCUUCCUGCAAGGCACGACCCUGCAGUGGAUCCCAGACCAGAAAGUUCCGUAUGCCACCAAGGGCAACGAGUGGGUGGGCUUUGACACGCAGGAGAGUUUUGAGACCAAGGUGCGCUACCUGAAGGACAAAAAGUUCGGAGGGGCCUUUGUGUGGGCGCUGGACCUGGACGAUUUCGCCGGGCAGUUCUGCGGGCAGGGGAAGCACCCUCUGAUGAGUCACCUGCGCAAGCUGCUGGAGAUCGAACUUCCACCUCUGCCCCCACAACCCACCCUCCCACCCGGGGUAACAACCACCGCCAGGCCCACCACACGCACCACCACCACCACCACCUCCACAGCGCCCCCUGGCAGCGGAUUUUGCGCAGGCAAGCCCGACGGCCUUUACCCCAACCAGGAAGACUCCAACUCCUUCUACCAGUGCGCGCAUGGCAGGACCUGGGUACAGAAGUGCCACCCGGGCACCAUCUUCAGCAACAGCUGCAAGUGCUGCACCUGGCCGUAGGAAGCCGAGUACACCUGAGCUCCCCACGCCUGCAGCACCACGGAAGCGACCAUCUAACCCAGCGCUUUGCACUAUUUUUUUCUAACCUCUUGCAUUAAAAAAUAAUAAACAAAGAUAAAAAAUUUCUUUGAAGCAAAAAAAAACAGCUCAUUUUGUAA